CCUCCCUCCGCGGCUGCCCGCGCCGCCGGGACCAUGGGCUGCUGCUGCCGCCUCCUCCUCGCCCUCCUCCUCCUCCUCCCGGCAGGACUUGGUGAUGACCCCACAGCUUCACCCCUUGCCCCCGCCAGCCCCCCCCCAGAAGUGGUGUGGACAGCAGCGGGGCCGGGCUCAGGGGGCACAGCUGUCUCUGCAGCAGCUCCCCACCAGCCUGCACCACCAACUGCCACAGGACCCGCCAGAGAUGAGGUGUCCUCCAGGCCAGCUGAGGUGGAAGACCCCAAUGGGGGCACUGUGGCCAUGUUGUCCUCUGCUUCCAUCCCCAUGAGCACCGUCGCUGCAGCAGACAACCCCCCUGUAGCCUUCAGCUCGGUACCACCAGCCUUGGAGACAGCCCCAGGUCCUCGGACAGCACAUAAUGCCAGCGUGGAGGGAGGGAUGACAGAUUUGGAAACACCUCCCAGCCCCACAGGCACACCUGCACCCUUCUCUUCCUCCCCACGCAGCAGCACCCCAUACUCUUCCCCUGGGACAGUGUUGUCCCCACCGACCGUCCCCAGCAGCACCACCCAGUCACCGAUGCCGAUGAAGGAUGUCCCUUCCCCAGGGACGGUGGCCGUGGCAUCGAGCCUGGCCAUGGAGCCAACGUCCCCCUCAGUGACUGUGGCCAGCCCCACCGAGGACACAGCCGAUGGCAAAAGCACCCCCUUCACCGGAGUCACCAUGGAAGAGGUCCCACGUGCCCUGAGUGCAGGGAGCAUCGUGGCCAUAACGGUGACGGUCAUCGUGAUGGUGGUGGUGGUCUUCGGGGCAGCGGCGUACCUCAAGAUCAGGCACUCCUCCUACGGCCGGUUGCUGGAUGACCACGACUACGGCUCCUGGGGGAACUACAACAACCCCCUCUACGACGACUCCUAGCAGGAGAAGAUCCUUAUUUAUCAGCGCUUCUGCAGCACGGCACCUGCUGCUUCCCCCCCCCCCCCCAUCGUGCGUGCUGGGUCACAGCCAGAGCAAGCGCCUGGACACUGAGCCACAGCCACCGUGAGCAGGACCACGGCAGGUCCAGCAGAGGACAGGCGGCCGGAGGGCGGGUGCACUGCACCCACAAUAAACCUGAGUGUUGGCCCUUGGCGUGGGAAGCUCUCUGAUAAUAUGGGAUGGAUGCCGCCGCACCUUGGCUUCAGCAGCGGAGUGGGUCCUUGGGAGGGGUUGGCAGCUUUGCUUUUAGCUUGAGAAACCCGAAUUCCCUGAGGGAGGCGAGGGGGGAAGGAUGGAGGCUUAGACUGCAUCGUGGUGCCCUUGGAAGGAACAUGGGGGAAGCUAAGAGGGUCCCACUGCUUUGUGCAUCCCUCCCUCCCUCCAAUAUCCCCUCCCUGCAUUGCCCCUCUGCCUUCCCUCACCUGUGGUAGUUUGCCAUGGGUCACAGGAAAUUACAACUGCUCCUUUCCCUCUUUUUUUUUUUUUUUUUUUUUUUUUUUUAAUUAUUAUUAUUAUGCACAGAAGCUUAUUUCCUUUUUAACCCCGCUUUUUAAUUUUUAUGUUUAUUUUCCCAAAUACCAUGUGGGAACCCCCAGGAAAGGUGUGCUUCCCACCUGCACUUCUGGGAUGAGAAGCAACUCACUGUUGCACCCGUAGCGGUUUGCUUCACAACGUUACUUUUAAUCCUUGAAAUACCUCUCCUCUAAAAUAUACUGAAGCUGCUUUAAUCCCCAGUUUAUGCAUAUACCUGCUUGGACAAAA
Oxyura jamaicensis (ruddy duck) is the source of this 1737-nucleotide messenger RNA. It is a transcript of the gene PARM1, whose product is annotated as prostate androgen-regulated mucin-like protein 1. Bases 34 to 915 code for a protein of 293 amino acids. The transcript has 4 exons. Gene Ontology annotation, cellular component: plasma membrane; early endosome; late endosome. The record is from RefSeq and is a predicted model, not a curated record. Lineage: Eukaryota; Metazoa; Chordata; Aves; Anseriformes; Anatidae.